Molecule: messenger RNA, 2770 nt
Organism: Scleropages formosus (Asian bonytongue)
Lineage: Eukaryota; Metazoa; Chordata; Actinopteri; Osteoglossiformes; Osteoglossidae
Gene: anapc2
Product: anaphase promoting complex subunit 2
Exons: 14
Coding region: 199-2592 (797 amino acids)
Biological process (GO): protein K11-linked ubiquitination; metaphase/anaphase transition of mitotic cell cycle; ubiquitin-dependent protein catabolic process
Cellular component (GO): anaphase-promoting complex
Molecular function (GO): ubiquitin protein ligase binding
Source: RefSeq, a predicted model, not a curated record
GAAUACGCGCCAUUGCAUUUGGCUGGGUUUUGAAUGCGAGUUUGUAUUCGUUUAGCAGACGCGCUUUUUUUAUUUUUUUUAAAUGAAUUCGGUUUUUAGGCUGUAUCUUAUGGCCGUUUCCAGCAUCGGAUUAGCACGCUUUUGCAGCUGAUACCUUCACCUACGGAGGUUUUUCUGCGCGGUUCUGUUGUGUUAGACAUGAUGAUGAUGGACUCGCUUCCUGCAGCUUGGGAUUCUGUCACGUCGGCGCUGAUGUCCCCGAUGUCCUCCUGCACUCUUUCAGAGGAGGCUCUCUCAGAGGCGCUGGACCUGCUCUCGGGUCACAGCCUAGCACAGUGUGUGGAGGGCUGGCUCCUGGAGACCAUGCAGGUGCGACUGACUGCUGCCGUGGCCCCCGAAUUCUGGGCAGGUUUGGAGCAGCCGGAGAAUGAGGUGGAGGAGAGGGACCGGGCUAGGGUGCUCCUCAGGGCAUUUCGAACCCUCCUGGUCCGGCUGGAGCCUUUCCUAGGAGGGCUGGAGCGACUGGGGACUUGGCAGGAAGAAGGCCGGGGGGGACUGAGUGGCCCCGGGUCUCGUGGCCUCCGGGAGAGGGCCCUGUCCGUCAUCCGUGCAGUCCUGCUCUUCUCACCUCCAGCUGUGCUUCAGGAUCGAGUGUUGGAAUUUUACAGCCGCACGUUUGCUGUGCACAUGAGCCGGGAGGGUGAAACAGAAGGGGAGACCGAGGAGAGAGCCCACCCCUCAGAUGGAGGCCUCUGUUCAGGGUGUGCUGUGCCAGUGGAAGAAUGCUGGUGUCAGGAGGCCCUGGAACAGCUGGAGGAGCUAAGCCACAUACUCUCCAGACUGCAACUCCUGGAGAGAGUGAGCUCAGAGGCAGUCACUAAUAUCCUCCACCGGCUCAUCGAGCAGAGGAUGGAGCAGCGCUGCAGGGGAGAGUACGAGAAUUCCUUCCUGUCUGACUUCCAGGAGUGGUUGGAACAUGUGCUGGGCUGGCUGAGCAGGGUAUUUGUGAGUGAGGCAGGAGGUUCAAGUGUCAGAGCUGCAUUAGGCAGUCCAACAGGCCAGCCAGGCAACACGGUCCUGCAACGCUGGAGAUGCCACAUGCACCAGUUCUUCUGCAGGAUCUAUGUCAACAUGCGGAUCGAGGAGCUCUUCAGCAUCAUCCGUGAUUUCCCUGAAUCCAAGCCCGCCAUUGAAGAUCUAAAGUUCUGUUUAGAACGAACCAAUCAGAGACAGCAGUUGCUUACCUCUUUGAAAUCCGCCUUCGAGACGCGUCUCCUUCACCCAGGGGUGCACACAUCUGACAUCAUCACUGUGUACAUCUCAGCCAUCAAGGCCCUGCGGGAGCUUGACCCUUCGAUGGUCAUCUUGCAGGUGGCGUGUCAGCCAAUCCGCAAGUACCUCAGGACACGGGAGGACACUGUGCGCCAAAUUGUGGCGAGCCUUACAGGGGACACAGAAGGGUGCAGCGACCUUGCUAACGAGCUCUCCCGCACCGAUCCCGUCACCCUGGAGACGCAGGACAGCGAGGACGAAGGGAGUGACCCCGAGGAGUGGACCCCUGACCCGACAGAUGCUAUCACAGACAAAACAGGCUCAAAGCGCCGCUCGUCUGACAUCAUCAGUCUCCUUGUCAGCAUCUAUGGCAGUAAAGAGAUCUUUAUAGAUGAAUACCGGACCGUUCUGGCAGACCGGCUUCUCCAUCAGCUGAACUACAACACAGCCAGGGAGAUCCGUAAUGUGGAGCUGCUGAAGCUCAGGUUUGGCGAGUCACACAUGCACUACUGCGAGGUCAUGCUGAAGGAUGUGGCAGACUCAAGGAGGAUCAAUGCCAACAUCCGUGAGGAGGAGUCACGCCUCCCAGAGGAGGAGCAGCCACCCUUGGCCCUGUCAGCCAUGAUCCUCUCCUCCGAGUUCUGGCCCACGCUGAAGGAGGAGAAACUGGAACUCCCCCCACUGGCCUCAAAAGCCAUGGAAGUGUACACUCACCGCUACGAGAAACUGAAGGCCAUGCGGACCCUCAGCUGGAAGCCUCAUCUCGGAUCAGUCACGCUGGACAUAGAACUGGAGGACCGCACCCUAACAAAUCUGUCUGUGUCGCCCAUCCAUGCGGCCAUCAUCCUACACUUUCAGGACAAGAGCUCCUGGUCCCUGGAGGAGCUCAGCACAGUGCUUGGUGUGCCCCAGGAAAUGGUGCGCAGAAAACUGACCCUAUGGCAGCAGCAAGGGGUGUUGCGGGAAGAGGCAGGGGGUCGGUACACCGUUGUCGAGACUUGUGCCUCGAGAGAGCGACCUGAGAGGAGCGUGCUGCUGAUCGACAGCGAUGAGGAGGGCGACUCGAACACCACCACACAAUCAGAGCAGAGAGAGGAGAAGCUCCAGCUCUUCUGGGCUUACAUCCAGGCCAUGCUAACCAACCUGGAAACCAUGACUCUGGAGCGGAUCCACUCCAUGCUGCGCAUGUUUGUAGCCACAGGGCCUGUGGUGACUGAAAUGGACGUCAAUGAGCUACAGGCCUUUCUGCAGAAAAAAGUGCGAGAUCACCAGCUCAUUGUGUCUGGGGGUGUCUAUAGGCUACCAAAGUCAUCACACUGAGGGAGGAAAGAUAGUAAGGUGGGAGGUUUGUGGUCAGAAAUAGAAAGAAUGUCAAUCAAAAUUUUUUGUAUUCAUCUGGAAUUAGCAUUUGGUAUGUUUGCAUUCUGCUGGGAUCGUAACAGACAUAAGGUACAGAGAAAGGGAUUUUGAAGGAAAUAAAUAAAUGUUUAAGCAGAAA